Myxocyprinus asiaticus (Chinese sucker) is the source of this 2632-nucleotide messenger RNA. RefSeq names its product synaptotagmin-2-like. The transcript is spliced from 9 exons. The coding region runs from base 330 to 1646 and encodes 438 amino acids. The record is from RefSeq and is a predicted model, not a curated record. Gene Ontology annotation, biological process: calcium ion-regulated exocytosis of neurotransmitter; synaptic vesicle endocytosis; regulation of calcium ion-dependent exocytosis. Gene Ontology annotation, cellular component: axon; synaptic vesicle membrane; dense core granule. Gene Ontology annotation, molecular function: calcium-dependent phospholipid binding; calcium ion binding; syntaxin binding. Lineage: Eukaryota; Metazoa; Chordata; Actinopteri; Cypriniformes; Catostomidae.
CACUGCAGCUGUCCCGAUCCGAGCUAUUGUGUGUGUGUGUGUGCGUGUGUAUGUGUGUAUGAGCGUGGGGGUGCAUAGAAAACAUCUGGGGAUGUGUGUAUGUGUUUGCCUGGGGUCUGAUAUUUCCAACAAAGCCAGAAGAGGAUAAAAGCAAAGUCCUGAUUAUUGUCACUUUUCUUUUUUUUUUCCUAAGCUCUCCAAGUGCCCUGCGAAGUUUCGUUCUUCUGACCUCCCACCUUCUCCCCACCACCACCCUCCUCUUGGUGCAGUACAUCUUCAGUGAGGAUACGCACCAUCCAGAGGGUUCUUGAGUGGCCAGUCCAGAAAUCAUGAAGUGGAACCUCUUCAAAACUAAGCCAGAAGCCAUGGUGGGCCCAGAGCCCACAGGACUGGGCGGCACCCACCCGUCACAUACUAUGACGAUGGCGCCUGCUCCCGCUGUCUCCACGAUGGCAGAUAACUCCACCGAGUCUGAGGGACCGGUCAAUAAGAAUGAUGUCUUUGAGGAGAUCAAAAGCAAGUUCCUUAAUGAGAUCGAUAAAAUCCCACUGCCUCCCUGGGCGCUCAUUGCCAUCGCCGUGGUUGCUGCACUCCUCGUCCUCACCUGCUGCUUCUGCAUCAUCAAGAAAUGUUGCUGUAAGAAGAAGAAAAACAAGAAAGGCAAAAAGGGAAAAGAUGGCUUUAACAUGAAGAACAUGCAGGGUGGAGAUAAACACCAGGAUGAUGACGAUGAAGAAGGGGAAACUGGUUUGACGGAGGAAGAGAAAGAGGAAGAGGAAAAAGAAGUAGAGAAACUGGGGAAACUCCAAUAUUCUUUGGAUUAUGACUUCCAGGACAACAAGUUGACAGUCGGAAUCUUACAGUGUGCUGAUCUGAUCUCCAUGGACUCUGGUGGAACUUCAGACCCUUAUGUUAAAGUGUUUAUUCUACCAGAUAAAAAGAAGAAGUUUGACACUAAAGUGCACAAAAAGACCCUCAACCCAGUGUUCAACGAAUCCUUUGUCUUCAAGAUCCCUUACGAGGAGCUUGGUGGGAAGACAUUGGUGAUGUCAGUAUACGACUAUGACCGCUUCUCCAAGCACGACAUCAUAGGCGAGGUAAAACUACCCAUGAACACGGUGGAUCUGGGUCAGCCUAUUGAGGAGUGGCGAGACCUUGACAGUGCUGAGAAAGAAGAGCCUGAGAAGCUCGGUGACAUCUGCAUCUCUCUACGUUAUGUUCCUACUGCGGGAAAACUCACCGUCUGCAUCCUCGAGGCAAAGAAUCUGAAGAAGAUGGACGUGGGUGGUCUGUCUGAUCCAUAUGUGAAGAUCCAGUUGUUGCAGAAUGGAAAGCGUCUAAAGAAGAAGAAGACAACGGUGAAAAAGAACACGCUGAAUCCAUACUACAAUGAGUCCUUCAGCUUUGAGAUUCCUCUGGAGCAAAUGCAGAAAAUCAUUGUGGCGGUGACGGUCUUUGACUACGACAAGAUCGGAAAGAACGAUGCCAUUGGCAAGAUCUUCAUUGGCAGUAAAGCCACGGGCACAGCGCUCAAGCACUGGUCUGAUAUGCUGGCAAACCCGCGCCGCCCCAUCGCCCAGUGGCAUCCACUCCAACCCGAGGAAGAUAUCGAUGGCGCUCUGGCUUCCCUUUUUGCCAAGAAGUAACUUCUCACAUGUCAACCUGACUAACCAACAAAAUAACCAACCAACCCACCACUGCAUGAAACCACAGACCCAUCUGUACGCGCUGUGCCAGUUUGUUUCACAUAAUCACCAACAAACACUGAAAUAUACUACAGAACAUACUUGAAAAGAUGAACAAUAUCACAUUUUGCCAAAUAGUGCAAAUUGAGGAGAAACUGACGAAUAUGAUACAUUUGGUCCAAAAGAACAUUUUCAAAUACCAUUGUGCAACUAAAUAGCGAAGCGAUAAUGGCAAUAGAAGAAGUGGCCAGCAAGAAUCUGUGUUUUACAUAACAUGUUCUAUCUUAAAGCCUAAAUUUCCCAAUCUCUGCCAAAUCCACUAAACUUUAAAGGGGUAGUUCACCCAAAAAAUGAAAUUUCUAUCAUUAUUUACUUACCCCCUUAUGUACUAAAAACCAACAAUGGAAGUGUCCAGAUUCAAAAGUGCACCAAAACUGGAAAUCGGUAAAUUAGGAAGCAAGGCAUUUAUUAAGAAUGUCACUUGUGCCAUUAUUGUACAUUUUCAUGUACAAUAGAUAGUUUCAACUGGAUUGUGAGAUCAUUUGUACAUUGAACAAGAAAAUAACAUUUCAAGGUGUUGUUAGCUGGAUAUACUGGUUCUUUAGGAUGGAAUUUUGUGCCUAAUCAAAAGUGCAAAUAACACUGAGUUUUCGAUAUAUAUUUCUAACAUCAUUUACACAUUUGCACAAUUACUAAGCAAUUGUAAUGUGUUAGCCAUCCUGGGUUAAGUCAAACUACACUCAAAAAAAUAUUUUAGCAUAUUUUCUAUAUUUACGCAUUUCAAUUUCAGAACAAAAUUCCAUCAAAUUGAAUUGUGUAAUGUUUAACUAAAUUAAAUAAGUAAAACUUAAAAUAUUUAGUUUUUCAUUUUAUUUUAUUAAGAUUACUCAAUUCAAAUUGAUGGAAUUUUGUUAUGUAAUUGAAAUGCAUAAAUCUUUAAAAAAAAA